GGCCCUAUAGAAGAAGAACAGGAGGAUUCGACACGGACCUGCGUCCUGUAUCUCAGCAGCUACAAGACCAAAAGUGCGUGUUCCAAGGGCAUCUGCGUCUGGCUACACGAGACCACGCGUUGACCGACGGCACCAUGCUGACACCGAGCGACAAGCCGGAUCACUCGCAGCACCGGAAGAGCCGCGGGACCAAUAAGGGUGACCACGGUGGACCAAAGCCCAACGAGCCCGGCAGCACCUUUCCUAGGUCGGCCGACGCCUUGCUCCAAAACACACCGCCGGGCGGACGCUCGGGCCGCGUCCUAGUCACCGCCGAGAAGCGGCCUGAGGAUCGCCCGGAGUCACCUGCAUUGACCACACCGUCCACUUCACGGAGCCCAUCCACAGGACAAGAACCCGGGCGCGGCGAAGGAAUCCAGGAUACGACAGUGACCAGACACAGCGACAAACGCGGACACACCGAGACGCGGCGCGGUCAUCGCCCCCGGGGAAUACUCAGGGGGGCGAAAGCGAACGUCACGCCUCUGGUAGGCAACGAGCCCGACGGCAAUCUUUUAGCCUCAGACACAGCGACCGCUCUACGAGAAGCCGGAGUUGCCUCAGCCUCUACGGAGCGGCAAACUUGUACGUUUCUUUCGAUAAGUUGUGUCGCAAACUACUAAUGUAUAAGUUGCAGUUGCUAAACUUGGAUUCCAAACUACGUGCAUGGCUUGAAUGCUUUUUACUAAAUCGUUCCCAGUUUGUCUCUGAUAAUAAUACUGACUCUCGUCCGAGUCCUGUUUUCUCAGGUGUACCACAAGGAUCUGUACUUGGCCCACUCCUCGUUCUAAUCAACAUAAACGACUUACGUUCCUGUAUUUCUUAUCAUAUACCGCUUGUCCGCGGACGACUUCGUAAUAUUUCG
Molecule: messenger RNA, 904 nt
Organism: Dermacentor silvarum
Lineage: Eukaryota; Metazoa; Arthropoda; Arachnida; Ixodida; Ixodidae
Exons: 3
Coding region: 135-662 (175 amino acids)
Source: RefSeq, a predicted model, not a curated record